This is a messenger RNA of Notodromas monacha, 3146 nucleotides long. The record is from the annotation of a GenBank genome assembly. Lineage: Eukaryota; Metazoa; Arthropoda; Ostracoda; Podocopida; Cyprididae.
UGAAUAAAACUUUACUGUACGCACUUUCAGAAUAUGAAGUCUUGAGAUGUGUAAUAAUCAAAGACGAUGUCAGUGUGGAUAAAUGAGAGAACCUUCAUGAGCCUUGCGAUGAGACACCGGAUGGAACCUUCAGGAAUGUCUUAAAUUCCUACUCGGAAAGGCUUCCUGUUAACCCACAUUUUACCCUUUCGUCAUGAUGUACGUUAAUAAGAUGCUGAAGCCGCAGUGACGCUUAAACGUGACAGAUCUUCCGAUCUGUCGUAAAAAAAAGAGGAUGGAAUUCCUGACCAACCCUUGGAAGGGGCGGCAGAAGGCGUCCUCUUCCAUCCUACCCAAGAGAAAUGGCACAAGAGAUGGCACGGACGCGUUGUCCAAGAUCGUCGCCAGUGUGGCCAACAAGAGCAUUCAGAAUAUGCCGUGUUCGGGGCAAAGCAAGGAGUUUCUGACGAGUGGAAUGCUGCCGAUUCGACACGAGAUGGCGCCACCGCACACGGGAUUGAUUCCAAUUUCAGUUCCGGUGCCAGCGAGUUGCGUGACGCCGAGGCUUCUCCCGGAAAACAACUCGCCUGAUCGGACUAAAACGCAGUUCAUGUUUGCCGUGGCCCUUUCAAUGGAACAAACUGAAGAUGCCAAUGGAGCAACGCGGGAAACCUUCGCUUUGACCACGACACUAAAGGAAUCCUUCGGCAAAUACCUGGCUCUUCCCUUCCGCCGCGCUUCUUCCACCACGGCGACCCGUUCGAAUAAUAUUCGGAGAAUCGAUUCCGGCCACCCUAAGAAACCCAAGCUCACCCACCGAAGCACCUCGGACACUUUCACCAAGAAACUAGCUCCGAAUCGCGAUCGUCGAUCAUUGAAGCAAAAACUUCUUGUCGAUAAGAAAGAGAGUGUCGUUAGGAAGGAAUCCGUCGCUAAAACGGUGCCUUCGCCGCCGCCGCCGCCACCACCACUGCCGCCGCAAGAUUUCGGUUGGAUGAAGCCGAAACACAAGAAACUUCCAGUGGUUCAUCCAGCCAAGGGUGCGAAGGUGGUGGAACGAAAAGAGCCCAUGUGUUUUGAUGACGAGCUGAUCAAGAAUGUGCCUUUGUUGGAGCCUUUUGCUGUAUCAGAGGGGGAUCCAUUCCACUACCAAAUCUUAGGUAUGCAAGAUGCUCUGAUGGACAUCACGGAAGAAAUCGGGAGAAUUUUCGGACGUGAAAGCUUGACCAUUGAGAUCGUGAAAGCCGAAGACUCCGUUCAACGUUCCAUCCUUAUUUCGAAAAUGCAAGAGAAGAAUCAAAAAGAUUUGAAUCGCAUGUCGAAGUCCCUCGAACUUUUCAGAUGGCUUCUGAUACAGAUUUUGACAAAGAAGUACCGUGAUUCGAAUCAAAAGCUGGAGAGGUCCUUCGACAAGUACGAGAUCACAUCUUUAGCACAGUGGUUUAGGUUGGCGUCCAUUUCCGAAGUUUUGAUCGACCACUGCGGACGUAAUCGGGAUUCGUAUUCCUCUCAGCUCGAAAACUUGCUGAAGUUCGUGAACGAGAAGCUGGGUCAUCCUGGGCUUUCGCAAACCCAGGGACGAUCUUGGAACAGCACCGGGAUCCCUAAAAUCGGAUUCAUGUCCGUGGGAAGUUUGAAGAAGAACGCCGUGCUUGAGAAGAUGUCUGGCGGAAAUGUGAAAGCGCCCCUCAGUCGUAUUGUCCGUAUGUCGGGGUCCCACUUAUGUCAGUUAUUUGCUCACCUUGGGCUCUCCUUGAGCAACGAGACACGUUCUGAUCAGAUCCAAGGGGAACGUCAAAGUAGUGGCUGUCACGCCGGCGCAAACCCCACAAAAGAAAUGCAAAAUAUGCCCGUGGUGGUGACCCGAGUGCCCCGAUCCAGGGGCGUCCAACAGCCACGCGAUUUUCGUGAACAGCUCAAAAGACUCACACCUACUCUAGAAAUAAUCAAGGUCGUGCCCAAGUGGGACAACCCUCGUAGAUAUCUUUGCACCGCCUCUUCAAUCCUGAUAUCGCGCAGAGCAGGAGGCGCUCAGAUCCCCAAGAAACCCAACAAAAACACAACUACCACCACCACCGCCGAGGAAGUGAAGUCUGUGCCUCAGUUCUCACAGAGCUUUGCAGCGACCAUCGCAAAACCCGAAGAGAACCUGGCAAAUGUUCGCGACGCAUGUCUCGGGGAACUGGUUGGUGCCAUCAAGGAUCGAGCUGCUCGACUAGCUGCCGCAGGAUGCUUCGACGCCGGGGACAACGCCAUUUCUCAAUCUUGCGUGGCAGCCAUUUCUGGAAACGUUUCUGCGCCGGUUCUGUAGGAUGGACGCACUGACCAUCGAACGCAUUUUAGCUUAUUUUUCUUCAAGGGAAAAUUCGAUGAAAAAAUAUUUAAUUAGCUUCACUUAUCUUCAUUCCUCUAAAUUCUAAAACAUCCUCUUUUCAAUGAAAUACCACGACUUGGAAUCCUACACGGCGCAAGAACAUCUCAGCGAUGGCGACAAUAGCGGCAAGAAGCAAAUCAACGGAGGCGCGAAACCGAAUUUUGAAAGUGAAAUACAGUAUAUGCGAAAAACUAGGUAAAAGGGUUUAGGGAAAUCCCUCCAAUGAUAGAUGCUUUACAGAAAUUUGUACUUGAUGAUAUUCUGGGCUUUAAAUUGUUUUUUAAAUGAGUUGACAAGAUGCUGAACUUGGAGGCAAGGAUUAAUUGUCCCAAAUAGUCUUUCAUUUACUUUCAAAAUGCAUCAAGUUAUACAGUACUGUAUUUUCAUCAGUUAUCUCUUUCCCGUGUCAAAAUACUGUAACAGCCAAAAGGCCUUCAUAGAAUUUUGAGUCAUGAAGGUUUGAUGGUGAAAAGCCUUCAAGACAGGGAGAUUUUAAAUACAUUUUCUAAAACCAACACAAGGACUGUAAAAAAAAUGUUCACAUACGGAGGUAAUUAUCGGAGCUUCGAGUUAUCGAGAUUUAACUCGAGUUUUCUCGAGAACAUUCGUCAGCUUGAUAAACUUGACUGUUCUAAUUUCUAAUUACUGUGGAUUAUUCCUUGCCUUAAUUUUCAACGGACUAAUAAAUCAUAAGAAAUCCUGAAUGUUACUGAAAUACUGUCAUGAUUAACUGACAAAACGCUUCGAUCGUCAUUUUAGUGGCUUUCGGAAUAAAAGUGAAAGACGAUACCCG